AUGGAGACUCCCAUUGUCUCUGAUAAGAAAAACAUCAUACUUGCUCUCCAGCUGGGCUGCCUGUUCUCCCAGAUCAAAAAACUAGAGCUUCAGCUGGGAAAUAUUCUACAGAUGAACCCAAGGAUGAAGACAUUCAAAGUGGACACGACCUCGGAUGCAGACACAGCCAACAGCCAGCUUAUUUGUGAUCACACAAGGAACGUGCAUUUGGGUCUGACAAGCAGCAGAGUCCAGCCUGGCCUCCUUGAGGUCCACUUCCAGAGUAUUUCCUUUCAGGGUGUCGAUGCUGGGGCCCAUAUCUUUAAUGCGUUGGAAUCUCUGCCAGAGCCAUUUUGUCCAUUCUUUGCUCCUGCAAAUGUGUCUCUGGAAAAUCAAGGCCUUCUGGUGUCUGUCCUGUGA
Messenger RNA from Nannospalax galili (Upper Galilee mountains blind mole rat), 399 nucleotides. RefSeq names its product ret finger protein-like 3. The record is from RefSeq and is a predicted model, not a curated record. Lineage: Eukaryota; Metazoa; Chordata; Mammalia; Rodentia; Spalacidae.